Trichomycterus rosablanca is the source of this 1050-nucleotide messenger RNA. RefSeq names its product alpha-N-acetylneuraminide alpha-2,8-sialyltransferase-like. Gene Ontology annotation, biological process: oligosaccharide metabolic process; N-glycan processing. Lineage: Eukaryota; Metazoa; Chordata; Actinopteri; Siluriformes; Trichomycteridae. The transcript is spliced from 7 exons. The coding region runs from base 1 to 1050 and encodes 349 amino acids. Gene Ontology annotation, molecular function: alpha-N-acetylneuraminate alpha-2,8-sialyltransferase activity. The record is from RefSeq and is a predicted model, not a curated record.
AUGGCAGCUUUUUACUCCAGGCUACUCGCUCUCCUCUGCUUCACGUCCUGCUGCCUGCUGCUCUUUUUUUUCCAGAAUAACAGUCUGCAAAAACCACAUACUGAUGCCAUUCCUUUUAAAGCUAUUUUCACCUGCAAGACCUGCAAGAAAAAUAGCAUUAUUAGCCAACUGUUAAAAACGUACUCUCCCAGAUGGAGAAGGGAUGAGACCAAUUUUACAAAGUUCAGGUCAUUGCUAAACAACAAGUGUAAUGCCAGUUCCAGGGCUGUAGUCACACAAGAUAAUACACCUCUGGGGUCAAAACUGGUGUAUGAUGGAGAGCCAAAAAGGUCCCUGGAAGUAAAACAAGAUCUAUUUAGCCAAUUUGUCAAGGAGUCGCCCUUUGGAGAUGCAACACAGAGGUCAUGUUCUGUGGUGGGAAAUGGAGGCAUUCUUGCCAACAGCAGCUGUGGACAGAAAAUUGACUCUGCCAAUUUUGUGAUCAGGUGCAAUAUUCCACCAGUAGGGAGUAAACAUGAAAGACAUGUGGGAACAAAAACACACCUUGUUACAGCCAAUCCCAGCAUCUUCCAGGAAAGGUAUAAAAGCUUAGCGGAGCGACGGCGGCCGUUGGUGGAAAGCCUGCACGCCUAUGGAAACUCAUUGCUCUUGCUGCCUGCUUUCUCUUUUGGUUUUAAUACACCCUUGUGUCUGAGAGUCCAUUACACACUGGAGGACUUUAGUACAGCUGGUCCACAGGCCGUCUUUCUUAAUCCGGAUUAUGUAAGGUGUCUUUCAAGCUUUUGGAAGGAUCUGGGUCUCCGUGCACAUCGCCUUAGCUCGGGGCUCAUGAUGGUCAGUUUGGCUAUGGAGCUGUGCGAUACUGUUCACCUGUAUGGUUUCUGGCCAUUUGAACACCAUCCAGUUAAUCACCAGCAACUCACCAACCACUACUACGAUAACCAAAAAGUCUCAAGGGUGCACUCGAUGUCUACCGAGUUUGAGCUUUUAUUGAGAUUUCAUACCAAUGGUAUUGUCAAUCUGCAUCUAGGGGAGUGCCCAGUUUACUAA